GGUGACGUCUCCUUUUAUUCAUCUCUAAAUAAGUGUGAAUCCAAGGCUGGUAAAGUGUUGCGACUACAGCUACUGGCAUCUGAAAAAACAAAUUAUAGUUAUAAUGUAGAUAUCAAAAGAGAUGUUUGCAAAAUACUACUGGAUAUUGCCCUUGUGCUCUUAUCCAGAUAAAAUAUUAUUUAUUAGCAAUUUAAAAAGCACAUCAUUGGGCUGGAUCUGGUUAAUACCUGUUUAAUCAAUUAUAAUCUUAACAUGUUAUUUUUCUUGUGUAAUUUCAGUCGGUAGGAGAUUGACCACACUGAAGGGAAAUAACAAUUAAAUAUAAAAGCUGACCGAAAGAUUAAUUCAGUAAAUGUAUACAUUUCAUGUAUGACUGAAUUGGUAGCUAGAUGAGGAUAGCUAGACUAUUGGAUGAUUUGAAAAGAAUCAUAAAAUGAUUCAAUAGAUAAAAUGUAAAAUUAAAGCCAUUACAAUUUGUAAUAAAAGACAGCUGUAUAUACAACUCAUCUACAAAAAAGGUUAACAUUCACAUUCAAAUAUAUUGCAUAUAUGAUAUAAACAAUUAGUUGGAAUUCAGUACUGGAAUCAAAUUCAGCAUGGAUAACACUACAAUGAAUGUAUUCAAUGUCACUGCAAUUGCAACAAUGGAAAUCUCAAAUGAAACAAUGUUACAAUGGAGGAAGGAAGAUGAUGGAAUCAUUAAGGCUAGAACUCAAUUCUUAAUAUCUAUAGUGUUGUGCAUGAUAGCACUGAUUAUCAAUAUACUGUGUAUCUUUGCUACACUUCAUAUACCAAACAAACUUGUUUGCUCUUACAAGCUUUUUCUAAGUCUUACCGUUGCGAACAUUAUUGGAGCCUUUUCUCACAGCAUGUCAGCGACAAAUCUGUACUUAUUUCACCAAUAUGGAUAUGGCGGCUGGAAUGACCGUAACUUAACAAUCCUCUACGACUUUGCUCACAUCGUCUACCUAACUGCCGUGGCUGCCUCAGAGUUUUCCAUCCUUGGGCUAGCUGGAAUUCGCUACAUUGCAAUAGUGCAUCCAUUUAGACAUGAUGAGUUGACACGGGAUCGGUAUCUGUAUGCCUGGCUUAUGAUCAUCUGGGUAUUCAGCAUCUUUGUUGGACUGUUGGUAUGUAUAUAUAUGGUAAAUGAUGAUGCGUACGUAAUCAUAGUGCACUACAUCUGGCCGGCUUUGUUUAUACUCAUUUUCUUAUUCAUUAUCGUUCUGUAUUUACGAGUAUAUUGGGAAACACGAAGAAUCCGAAAUAAUCUUGGAUAUGACAUCGGCGAACUAUUGCAUAACUAUUCCGCAUUUAUCACGACCAUGAUGCUUACAAUGACACUAGUCCUUUGUGCAAUACCUUACUGGAUAAUUGAACUAUUGAAGAAGACACAUCCAAAUGAUCAAGCAAUUUGGACUGUAUCACAGAACUAUUGUCAAUACCUUCCAGUUAUUAACUUUAUAAUCGAUCCAAUCAUAUUUGCAUCACGUACAAAAGAUAUCAAAGUUGGUUUUCGUCAGCUAAGGAAAAAACUGAUCAAUUUGUGUAACGGUUAUAAGGGCUAUACAAAUUAUAACAGGCACCAACAAAGUAUGUGUUUGACGACAACUAAAAUAGAAAGUGUCAUGUAAAAUAAAGAGCUUGAUUGUGAAAAAAAGUCAAAUUCUGCAAGAACUUUCUUAAAUCUAAUCUAAUGGAAUCAAGAAUAGUCUUGAAUAGGUAUAUAGCAAACAGGUGUAUAAUUAAGUAGGGGUAAUGCACUUGGAGGUUUUGGAUAUUUAGAAUAUCAUGAGGGAUAAACAAUAUAUAUCCCAUUGUAGGGAGAUAUAUUGGAGUGAGAUAUAUGAAAUGUAUUUACCUGGAUAUGGAAUAUAUUUCCAGUUAAUAUGUCCCUGAAACCUCAUUAGGUGUGUGGAAUGCAAAUUGUAAAUAUUAUGAUAAACUAGAUCUGUAUAUUGAAAUCUAAGUGUACUAGCCCUCUCGAAUCAAUGGGGACAAUUAUACAUAAUGAAUUAAAUUGUGCCAAUGAAAAAAUAGGAAUUGUAUAUAAAAUGUGAUUCAAUAUAGUAGUGUUCAUAGAUUUUUAGCCUUUGGUUCUCUACCUUAGUACCAAGGUUUAUGGCAAUACAUGUUUGGGUGUGGCUGUAAUAUAGACUUGAUAUAAGAUUAGUUGUUAUAUGUGUCAAUGAAUGCUUUUAAAGUGUAAAAAUAAAAAUAGAAUAAUAAUAUGAAGCAAUAACAGUUGUAAAUAAAUGCUUUCAGGUGUACAUGUAUAUCAAACAAUCAAUUAUUUUCUUAAAUAUAUUGGCAUUUUUACUGUUAUAACAUAAAAUAUCAGAUAUCUGCUAUCCAUAAAGGCCCCAUGAGAUCAAAUCUUUCUGCUUCAAAAUUUUUAUGUGAAUUGGAGACAUGUGAGGUCCUUGUGUUUAUUCAUUUAUAUUGGUCUCAAUUCAAAAGGGAAAUUUAGUAACUACCCAUUGUAAGCAUUUACACACAAAAAAUCCCCCUAUGUUUCUAUGUAUGCAACUUACCACCUAAUCAGGAAUAUACACAAUUUGUGUCACCCACUCAUUGUUAUUUUUCAAUGCAUAGCUUUUUGAAUGAAUAAAUAAAUAAUUUCAGAAAAGUGAUAUUCUCGGUUUGAAGAACGAAGUUCAUCACUCUUAUUUAUUAUUACUCCUGCUUUGGACAAAUAUAUUUUUUUUACAUAACAUAAAUUUGAAUGUCUUCUUUUGAAUAUUCAUAAUUUAAUUUGGGUGAUACUUCUAUAUUUUUCAUAAAAAUGAUUAUUAGUCCAGGAGACUGAGACCUGGCGUUUAACAUUUACUUCAUUAUAAGAGUACUUUUGCCAUUAAUAAAUAAAUGAAACCUAAUUAAUAUGCCAAUGUAAUUUUAUGUAUUUUUAUUAUCCCUCAUACCAUACAGAUCAUGUCAGAUGUCAGUAUACAUGAAUGGGUACAACUAGCAAAUAUUCAUAUAUAAAAGAGAAAGUGUGAAAGUGACUUAAGUCCACAUAUAUUGUGUAAUAUGUGUUAAAUUACUCUUGUUAUUAUAGUUAAUAAAAGGUGUACUGCUUUAUGAGAUUUGUCUGUUAAAUAACGAGAUGUAUGUGAUAUAUAAGACCAUAAUAACUAGACAAUAAAUGUGUUAAACCCA
This is a messenger RNA of Owenia fusiformis, 3159 nucleotides long. The record is from the annotation of a GenBank genome assembly. NCBI's taxonomy places the organism in Eukaryota, Metazoa, Annelida, Polychaeta, Sabellida, Oweniidae.